AUGGACUGUAACUGCGUCAGUGAUCUGCUGCUCCCCCCGGUGCCAGCACUCUGGACGCCAGGGUUCGCCUUCCCAGACUGGGCCUACAAGCCUGAGUCGAGCCCCGGGUCCAGGCAGAUCCAGCUGUGGCACUUCAUCCUGGAGCUGCUGCAGAAGGAGGAGUACCAGGGGGUGAUUGCGUGGCAGGGGGACUACGGAGAGUUUGUCAUCAAGGACCCGGACGAGGUUGCUCGGCUGUGGGGGAUACGGAAAUGCAAACCUCACAUGAACUACGACAAGCUGAGCCGGGCACUGAGGUAUUAUUACAACAAGCGCAUUUUGCACAAAACCAAAGGGAAGCGUUUUACCUACAAGUUUAACUUCAGUAAGGUGGUGUUGGUGAACUACCCCAUCCUGGACAUGGCCAACUCUCCCUUCUUCCUGGCCCAGAAUCACUUCAAUGGGGGCUCCACGGCACCAGACUGCAGCCCAGAGGCCAUACAGUCCCUGUUUCCUCGUUUGCCAGACUCUGGCAGGGGAACGUCCCUGUUUGAUCGAGGCACCGCGGCGCCAGGGCCCGAAGGAGACAAGCUGAGGCUGGAUACAUUCCCCUUCCUCAGUUCAGGUGCCCCGUGCUACACCAAACCCCCGUCCCUGCUGGGCCCGUACCCUCGCAACCCACCCUUUGACUACCCCUGGGGCUUCAACCCCUACCUCCCAGGGGCCUUCUCUCUCAAUAACUGCCCCAAACUGCCCCCUGGCUCCCUCUACCCCUCCCAGUUUUACCCCAACCCUUUGCAGAGCAGCCUUUCCCAGCUGCCUCACCCCUUCUCCUCCCUGCUCCCCCCAGGGGAGGCAGGUGGGGGCGAGAGGGGAGCGGCGGGCCAAACCGGAGGGACAAACGGCACGGCGGGUGGUCAGCCGGUCAGACUGUGCCUGCCACCCUACCCCGGGAGCCUGUCAAUGGGUCGGACGGACAUUGGCAACGGGGCGGCGUUGGGGGAGAGAGAGAGGGUGGAGGCCAAUCCUCCGGGCACGGGGCUCAGUCUGGGGCUGGGAGCGGUCGGCCUGGGAGCCGGGACUGGGACGGGGCAGCAGAGCCCCACGGAGAGGAGAGGAGGGGUGAAGCAGGACCCGGAGUCAGACUCAGACCUGGAGAUCACAGAUCUGAGCGACUGCAGCUCGGAGAACGAAAACGAGCACGAGUUCAGCAUCAGGAAGGAUUCCAGCCUGGCGAACCGAUCACAGAUAGUGCUGGACGGAAAGAAAGGGAGCGUGCUGCCACCCAUCUCCUCUCUUCCCCCGACAGUGUCCCCGCAUCCUCUGAAGAGCCUGAUGCCCAUCAGUCCCCCGCCCCCGUCCCUGCCUCCAUCACUUUCCCCCUCCAUGGCUCUGCAUGAAAGACACAGGGAGACAGAGACUCUCAAAAUGAUACACAGCUAAUACAUUUUCU
Messenger RNA from Plectropomus leopardus (leopard coralgrouper), 1432 nucleotides. RefSeq names its product Ets2 repressor factor like 1 (gene erfl1). Lineage: Eukaryota; Metazoa; Chordata; Actinopteri; Perciformes; Serranidae. The record is from RefSeq and is a predicted model, not a curated record. Gene Ontology annotation, cellular component: nucleus. Gene Ontology annotation, biological process: cell differentiation; regulation of transcription by RNA polymerase II. Gene Ontology annotation, molecular function: sequence-specific DNA binding; DNA-binding transcription factor activity, RNA polymerase II-specific.